Dendrobium catenatum is the source of this 532-nucleotide messenger RNA. RefSeq lists its product as uncharacterized. The record is from RefSeq and is a predicted model, not a curated record. The coding region runs from base 55 to 282 and encodes 75 amino acids. The transcript has a single exon. NCBI's taxonomy places the organism in Eukaryota, Viridiplantae, Streptophyta, Magnoliopsida, Asparagales, Orchidaceae.
ACAUAAAACCGGCUGAAUUCAGGAGGCGGCGGAGGACAGCGAGGAGGAAAGGGGAUGGUAUUCUUCUGCUUCUUAGUGGACACCAGAGAGAUGGUGAGGAGCUCGAAGCCGGCUGCGGGGAUCUGCUCGAGAUGCGGCGGCGGGGCGAGCGUCGCCGACAUGGAGACCGCCACCAGGUUCUGCUACGUGCCGGUCUACCGGCGGACAUGGCGUGCCAUCAUUUGCACCUUCUGUGGGGCCCACCUCAAGUCCUACGACCGUCGUCAUCUUCACCGCCCGUAAGACACCAUAACAGCUCCGGUAAGCAACCUGCAUGCCAAUUGCCAUCUUUAAUAUUUGAAUGUAUAAGAUGGGCAAACUAUUGCGUUCGGUGUUCGGAUUCGUCCGGACACCAAUCCAGAUGCGCCACAUCAGUAAAAUACAUCGGGCCCGAUGUAUUUGAGUGACGUGGCACAUCCGGAUUGGUUGUCUGCAUGUCAGGUGAUCGGAUGCAAUAAUUCACCGUAUAAGAUGGGAUUGUGAGAAAUUGUAA